Molecule: messenger RNA, 1716 nt
Organism: Gordionus sp. m RMFG-2023
Lineage: Eukaryota; Metazoa; Nematomorpha; Gordioida; Chordodea; Parachordodidae
Exons: 8
Coding region: 42-1304 (420 amino acids)
Biological process (GO): GPI anchor biosynthetic process; protein localization to plasma membrane
Cellular component (GO): endoplasmic reticulum; membrane
Molecular function (GO): glucosaminyl-phosphatidylinositol O-acyltransferase activity
Source: RefSeq, a predicted model, not a curated record
UAGUAUUAUCUUUUUAUGUGUUAUUUUCAUUUUUUUAUCUUAUGAAUGAUAGAAUUGUUAAAGAAAUGUUCUAUGAGGGACAUUCAGGGGCCAAUUUUUUUGAAAAUAUUAAAUUUCUACUGAUAUAUCCAUUAAGCAGUUUAAUAAUGAAUCUGACUUUUAGGAUAUUCUCAAACAGUUCAUCAUUUAAUAUAUUUUUCAUUCUAGUUCAAUUAUUGCCAUUAAUCUUGGGAUUGACACUUAUGUCUUCUCAUAUAAAUUUAAUAUUGCUAUUUCAAAUAUUGAUAUUAACUAUUUUAUUAAAGAGAGGAAAAUAUGAUUCAAGCUCAGUAUUUAAUGCGACCAAAGCCAAUUCACAAGAUUCUCAUAUAAAAUUCAUAACCUCAUAUAUGGUCUAUGUCCUUUUAGCUACCCUGAUAUGUAUAUUAGGUGUAGAUUUUCGCGUUUUUCCUCGCCAUUUAGCUAAAUCUGAAUUUUAUGGAUUAGGGUUUAUGGAUUUUGGUGUGGGCGCUUUUGUUUUUACUAAUGCUCUUAUAUCACAAAAUUCUACUUUUAGAAAAACAUUAAAAUCGUCCGGAAUUUUAAUAUUGUUCGGCGUGUUAAGGACUUUAUUUAUCAAACAUUUGAAUUAUCACGAACACAUAAGUGAAUACGGCUCGCAUUGGAAUUUUUUCAUAACGUUAGCCUCCGUUAAAUUAUUAGGUUUUUUUAUGGAAAAGUUGGCUAUAUUUAAUUUUUAUUGCUGCAAGAGACGAUUUUCUGUAAUAAACGGUAUUUUGUUGAAUAUAUCUUUUACUCUAUUUAACGCGCUUUUGGCAUUAUUUGCUCAUUACUUCCUCAUAAAUAAUAUGACAUUUAUUCAAUAUUUUGAUAUGGAUAUACAUUCCUUACGUACGGAUUGGAUCAUGUCUAACAGAGAAGGAAUCUUAUCAUUUCUCGGAUAUCUUUCGAUAUAUAUAUUUGGAACUUUUAGUGCAAAAAUUAUAUUUUAUAGCUAUAAAAAAUCCAACCACAUGGUGAUAAAACACCUUUUUUUCAUGUGCAUUGCAUCAGCAGUACUUUGUAUCAUUACUGUUAAUUAUAAAAACGUAUCAAGACGUGUGUGCAAUCCUUCUUAUAUUAUUAUAGCGGUUUUUUUAAAUAUAUUUUCCCUUUUAAUCUUCGCAACUAUGGAUGCAAUCGAGAACUCAUGCAUCAACAUAAACCAAAAAGCGGUUCAUGCUUUAGAUAAUUUUAUGGAAAAAAUAAAUCAUAAUGGAUUAAUCCUAUUUAUCAUCGCAAAUAUAUUUACUGAAUCUAGAUGAGCGAUUUGGCGAAAAGCAAAUAAAGAGGAACUGCCAAAGAUUUUAAUUAAAUAAAUAUGUGAUUGCUGGGCUUCGACAAGAUAUAGAUUAAGAUAUUCUUAUGAAAAUCCUUAACUUCAAUACUUUAUCCUGCAGUACUGCUGAUCGUGAAAGGGGUUUCAUAUGAAUUGAUCGUCCUAGAUAAUCGAGCGCGCUUAAGAGUACAAAAUUUGUCAAUGUUUAUAAUUAUUUUUGGACUUUCGAUAUCGGGGCAGAUUCCGGAUCAAAGCUAAAAAAGAAUCAUCGCGGGGCUAUAAAAUCAUUUCAAAAAAUCGAAGAAAUGAAAGAUGUAUGGAAAUUUUUUCAAUUCAUAUUUUUAUUUAUUUUAGUAUUAAAUUUGUGAUAUUAUAUUUAUAAUAUUAUAUAGAUAAAG